GUCACACAUCGUGACUCCCGCGUCGCCCUUCGUCUCCCACGCCUGCGCCAUUAUUACAGUCAUCAAUCGAAUAUCGAAACGCAAUCGAACAAGCCCAAACAGCAACCGAAAAGUGCGUGCAAUCACGGUCUGGCUAUAUAGAAUCUCGCGUUUCGGGACGAAUGUUUCUCACAGCAGUGACUUUCCAUUUUAUCGAUUACGGUCGAAUCACGACGACGGCGACGUAAUGAUACAACAACAACAAGUUCGGUUUUCGCUCCGUGUCGCGCGUCACAUGGUUAAGGCGCUGGGUGAAUCUGGUCUCGGUAGUCGAGCGGAAAGAUUUAUUAGCCCGGCUCCCUCCCACCUCUAUAUCGCGCCAUUGUUUCCUUUUUUACUUUGCUGCCUAUAGGUGUACGCAUCGGAGAGUGAACUAAAUCGGCAGGGCCAUGUGAAAACGUCGCCACAGUGGGAAACGAGAAUCGGAAAUUUGUUUUCCUCCAUUUUUUUUCUUUUCUUUUUCAUUUUGUCUCAAAUACUUUACUGUGGUUCUGCUCGGUAAUUUUUUGGCUUAACGAAAAGGAAUAGGUCGUGCGUAAGAGUUGCGCAUCAGGAUCACCAACAAACAGUCUACGAUCUGUCACUCUACGGGACGUCUGUUUACAUCGGUUGUUCACCUGGCAACGGUGUGUGUGUUGAGUGUGGGGCUCUUUUUUUGUAGUAGAGACAAAUGUGACGUUUCAAAGAAAAAACUUAAACAAAUCUUUAUUGACAUUUACGUCACUUAAAAAAUGAUUGGAAUGGGGGGCCUGGGACUGGAUCUAGAUUCUCUCAACGAAUCGGUUGCUUCGAGCAUGUCAGUUAGAGACAUGUAUUCCAACAGUAACCUGAACUCGGCUAGCAGUCUUUCUUGGGCCGACGACGAAGUAGAAAAUUAUGCCACCAUGAAAGUGCAGCACUAUCUUGACAAUCUGGAAGACUUUCUUCACACAGGCGAUCCACCUAGUGAAAGAUGUUUCAACCAGUCUGAAGCCGAACAGUGGAUGCAGCUAGUCAAUCAUUUCAAGUUCCACGGUCUGUUGAAGGAAUCUCAGAGACAAGUCAACGAAGAGCAGUGGAGGAUGAACCCCAUCAAGAAAGAAUUGGAAAUACAAGGGCACAGUUUUGUCAAUUUGCCAUCAAACAACAAGUAUGGGAUGAGCAGCACAUCUAUGGGCUACAGCCAUUUUCAGACACCGAGAGUCAGGAGUGCCUACCCUACCAAAAAAGAAGUGCAACCAAUCAGGAUUAGAAGUGCUCAUCCGCUCAAAUCACCACCUCUGCCAGUCAUCGGUCUGCGAACGGGUGCGAGAUCCGGCAACGCCAACGAGCGUUCCUACUAUCGUCCGCGGAGCCCGUCCAAAAACGCCGAUUACAUGAAAAUUCUAGAUGAAACAGCCCGCCUAUCCAUCCAAAGAAACAUGAGUGUAACAGCUGGCGAGGUUCCAGCCUUUAGCCACAAGAGCAUAUCGCCCAGCAAGAACUACACUCAACUGAAAAGGAUAAAAUUGCAGCCGUCUGCCCUUCCGAAGUUCACGGAUAGCGUUACAGAGACCACCACCACCAUUUUGCCUCCACUGGCCGAAGCCAAAAAUUCUCAUCCGCUCAGAAGCAAAGUCAAGCCCAAAACGAAUCCUGCCGCGCUUGUGACGAAUCUCAAAUCGGCCAAUGGCAAAAUGAAUGGAAGCGAGAACCUUGUUGGCAGGAAGCCCACCAGUGCCGUGCAGCCAAAUCGGAGCAUAGCGUCGCAAUCAAAACUUGGACAGCAGCACCGCCAAAUGUAUAACAUUCCUCCAUCCACUUACCGUACUGGAAAUAGUAUCGAAUUGGUUGGAACGAGCUUGUCGCUUUUCGAUCCUAUCGCCAGGUGUGUUCGCCCCAUUUCAAUACCAAAACUGCGCACAAAUUUUUGAUCCCCCCGUGGCAUAUCUCUUCUGUAUUACCUUCGAAAAUAUCUGGUUUUUAAAACUGUCUAGUCAUGAAAAAAUUGCGAUAGAGCAAAAAAAGUUGAACCUGUUACUUGCCGGCUCCUACCUCCCUUAAUAAUUGGUUUUGAAUAGUUUAAUUAUUCAACGCUGAAAUCCCCUCAGACAAACAUGUCGGGCGCCGACGUGUCUAACUACUACUACUACUACUCUGUACAGUGUGACGAUGAAUAUAAUCUAAUCUAUCUGCAGUCCAUGGCUAAACACAUUCAUUUCGAGAACCGAAAUAGAAGGGGGCCGCCGUGGAUCACACAUAGACGGGCUAAUUAUACGACGGUCGGAUGCGACGCUGUGCACAGCAGUUUGACGAGGGACGUCGAUCGCGUUGCUAGUCGUUUGUAAACCCGCUGUGACCCGAAUUUUUGCCCAGUUGGAAACUUGCGAGAAAAAAAGGGAAAAAAAUAAUUAAAAAACACCUUUUUCGUCGUGACUAAACAUGGAUUGCAGUGAAAGUUCCUCUUGCUGGACCAUCUUUCUGCAGAACGUGGAGCUCGUAACGAGGAUAUGGGGUGUGUUCACUUCAAUCGUCCUGGUUGGCGUCGGCGUGGACCUUUGUUUCAUCCACCAGCUGGCGGGCGGAUUCGCCAUAGCAGCUGCCGUGAUCACCCUAUUCCUCGAGACGUCGUGGGCCGUGACUGUUCUCCUUCAAGUAUGUCUCAGGUAUGAACACCAUCCCAUUUUUAACUGCUGGGACGCUGUCUUAUGGUUGGAUCAUUGGAAACGGACUGUCAUCUACACAAUUUUGGCUGUCCUGCUCUUUGCACAGCCUCACAGGGCAUGGUUUACCACCGUGGGAGGCCUGAUGCUAAUCGCAUUAGGACUCUUGCACGCUGCCAGAUGGUAUCGCAAGCUCAAAUCCGUCCCAAUGUCAUUAAUCGAGCAACAAGAAGAUGGUUUUGAUGACGACGCCGAAAUCGACUUGACUUUACCAGACCCCGUUCAACAUUUGGACAACUAUUCAACCUCAGCAACAUUGGAGCAGCAGCAACAAAAUAGUUACAACAUUGGCGAUAAUCCGGAGAACGGGCAUUUACGGGUCGUCGCGUGAUAAACCGAAUUACCGAACAGCAACAAAAAACGUCCUUUUAGAUCAUAAAAGAAAAGUACCGAAAAGAAUGUGGUCAACACUGCCGUCACGGAUGCAAAACCAAAUCUCAACGGGUCUCGCUCGCUAGCACUUCCAACACCGCAUUCUGUGCCAGUAUACAUAAUAUAUAUAAUAAUGAAAUGAAAAUUUUCGACUCGUUAGCUGCAGUUGGAUUAUUAAAUUAACCGUUGGCGACACUACGAAGCUAAUGACAAAUAACAGAGAACUGUCAAGAGAUUUUUCCUUUGACGGCAAGCAAUCGGGCAUUGAACUGAACAAGUUUCCUCCAUAAAAAUAACGAGUCACCUUAUUACAAUAAGUGGGCAAAACAAAAGUGGGAACUGUGAACCACGUGUUACAGUAUCUUCAAGUAUGCAAAAUAUGCAGAAAUGCUGUUGGAACUGACAAGACAGGGGAAAAAAAGGCAUUUUACAGAGUUUCAUGUCAACCGUCACUCAGCCAUUUAGUAUUUGCCUACAAUCUUUGACAAUAAAUCUAGUCAAAAGUCUGUGUCAAUGACACAUUAGUUUAGAGAAUCCAGACCGGUCAAGACUCAAGAGAGAACACAGACUUAGUCCUCAUGGCCACUCAUGGCACACCGAGAAAUCAAAAUGAAUUUGCUGCUAGCUGAGUGCAGUCAACAACUCUUCUAGAAAAACUGGGUGACCCAAAGAUACAAAAAACCUCACAGCUCAAUAGACCACACAAAAGUAAAAUUUUGCCAAGAGACACAUACUUUAGAACUUCGUACAACAAGUUUCAUCAAGCAGAUUCAAGCAUGCAACUCGACCGGCAGACGAGACAUUGAAAAUAGUUAUUUGUAUAUUUUCACUUACUUUACGAUGUUCCUCGAUGAAAUACGUCUUCAGAAAUCUUGUAGUAUAGGCCUAAAAAGUAAAAUCACUUAUUUGUCCAACAUUUUGACUGUGCUUACAGUCACAUGUUGGACACGAGGAGUAAGUCUUUCUCGUCUUUCUCUUGCCGCCUUUUUGUCGUGUGUGAAUAGUUCAUGAUCAGACCACAGGGCGGCAUUAUUGUAUGGAACACCAUACUCAUAUGACUUCGUAAAAAUUGAUAUUUAGGCUAAACAAAAGUAUACAGCAAAUUCAAUGAAAGCUUCAAUUUUAUGCUUUUAAUAAACAUAAACUAUUUACAACGACAUUACAGCAAUGUCUGACGAGGCAAUUUUAAAUUAGGUUAAUCUGUUUUCGUAAAUGGAAUUCCUUUUGCAUAUUGCCCAUAAAAUAAGCAUGACAUCAGGUAACAAUCCACUAAACAUCAAACGAUCGAGCGGGAAAAAGCGAUCCAUUUUCGUAUUACUAGACGUCACGUCUUACACCCAUCAAAUACCAAACACAGCGACUCGCCGCAUAAAAGUGCAGUAUAAAAAGCGUUUCUUGUUCGCUUUGCUCACAAUAGCUAAUGUAUCCGUUGACUGCCUCAGACACGCAAACAUGAACUGUCCCUUGAACAUGCUUGUGUUUCCAAUCACCAUCUUUUUGGUCGUUAUUAGCGAUACUCACGCAGCUUCUCUAAAUACUGGAAAAGCAUUUCAAAGUUAUGUUCAAACUAACAAUAUUCCGAUACAAGUUAAUGAAGCGAUUACUGAAAGAGCAAAACCACGAACUGUUGCCGACGCCAUGCUUAUUACAACAGAACCGAUUCAAAAACCUCUUAAAGACCCACGUCUGUUUGUUCUAUGGUGGUCUACUUUAACACAAUCUAUUCUGCAAUUGUUACGACAACGUACUUCGACCACUACUUCAAAUCCCAACCAAACUUUCAUCGCUACUACUCCUUUUUCAGUUUUCCAAACGGAUGACCCCACUCAUAACGUAAAUGACGUUGCAGCUGGACUAGAUACGAUAAUUGUUGAUGCACCACCUGUAUUUGAUUCAAUGCCAUUGGAAUAGUAAAUGGGAAUAACUUGGAACUGCAUUUAAUAUACUGUUUAACCAAUCGCAA
This is a messenger RNA of Daphnia pulex (common water flea), 5055 nucleotides long. RefSeq lists its product as uncharacterized. The transcript is spliced from 9 exons. NCBI's taxonomy places the organism in Eukaryota, Metazoa, Arthropoda, Branchiopoda, Diplostraca, Daphniidae. The coding region runs from base 771 to 1931 and encodes 386 amino acids. The record is from RefSeq and is a predicted model, not a curated record.